Molecule: messenger RNA, 3778 nt
Organism: Polyodon spathula (Mississippi paddlefish)
Lineage: Eukaryota; Metazoa; Chordata; Actinopteri; Acipenseriformes; Polyodontidae
Gene: slc6a7
Product: solute carrier family 6 member 7
Exons: 15
Coding region: 193-2196 (667 amino acids)
Biological process (GO): sodium ion transmembrane transport
Cellular component (GO): membrane
Molecular function (GO): L-proline transmembrane transporter activity
Source: RefSeq, a predicted model, not a curated record
UCUCUCUCUCUCUCUCUCUCUCUUGCUUGCUCUUGCUGUGGCUCUGUCUGUAGUUCCUGUUUGCUGGCAGACAUGAUUGCAGCUUCCCUCUAGACACUUGCUCACCCGGUUGCUUUUAUUUGGAUUUGUCUGGUCCACAACAGUCUCUGUUGAAACACAGCCGUUGGAUUCCCCUACCUCAUCCUGCUCUUCAUGAAACCUUUACCCGAGCAAUGGCGCGACCCUCAGAAGAAGACUGAGCCCUCCCAGGAGGAGAUGACUGGUGAUGAGGUGACAACAAAGACACCUGAAAUCGCCGCAGCAGGAACAAAAACACCAACACUAGACACUCAGAGUCCAGUGCAGUUGAAUGGCGUGACUCUGCAGUAUGAUGUCGGGGAUUCCACCGCCCAGCCUCGAUUUGAGUCCCGACCUUCGUCUCCGUCCCCACCCCCUGAUCCCCCCCCUCAGCGAGAGCAGUGGGGCGGGAAGUAUGAGUUUCUGCUAUCCUGCAUCGGCUACUGCGUGGGGCUUGGGAACGUCUGGAGGUUCCCUUAUCUCUGCUACCGCAAUGGAGGGGGUGUGUUCCUGAUCCCUUACUUCAUCAUGUUGUUGGUCACUGGCCUGCCUUUGUUUCUCAUGGAGCUGAGCCUGGGCCAGUAUGGAGCUGCAGGGCCCAUCACUGUGUGGAAGUGCUGCCCCCUCCUCAAAGGCAUUGGCAUCGGGAUGCUGCUGGUGUCCUCUCUGGUCUGCCUCUAUUACAACGUCAUCAUCGCCUGGACCUUCUAUUACCUGGGCAUGUCUUUCCAGAGCCCCCUGCCCUGGUCCUGUGAGGCUAUUGCUAAUGCCAGGCUCUGCCAGAUGAAUGUAACAAAUGGCAGCCAUCAUUUGAGCGCCAGUGAGGUCUUUUGGAAUGAACAAGUGCUGGGAGUGGUCCACAGCGAGGGACUCCAGGACCCCGGACCAGUCAGGUGGCAACUAGCCAUCUGUCUGAUGCUGGCCUGGGUCAUCAUCUUCCUGUGUAUGUUGAAAGGGAUCCGCAGCUCAGGCAAGAUUGUGUAUGUGACAGCCACCUUUCCCUACCUGGUCCUCAUUGUGCUGAUUAUCCGGGGUGCUACGCUAGAGGGGUCCCUGCAAGGGGUUCAAUUCUACCUCACCCCCGACUGGCAACGCCUACAGAAUGCUCAGGUGUGGAACGAUGCUGCUUCUCAGAUCUUCUACUCUCUGGGUAUUGGCUUUGGGGGUCUUCUCUCCAUGGCUUCCUACAACAAGUUUGAUAACAACGUCAUCAGGGAUACUAUUGUUAUUGCUGUUGGGAACUGCUUCACCAGUUUCUUUGCUGGUUUUGCUAUCUUCUCCAUUCUUGGGCACAUGGCCUGGAGGAAGAAUGUGCCAGUGGGAAAGGUGGCAGACUCUGGUCCUGGGUUGGCAUUUGUGGCCUACCCAGAAGCCCUUGCUCUUCUGCCUGGUUCUCCCUUUUGGGCCAUUCUGUUUUUCCUGAUGUUGUUCACUCUGGGAGUUGACACUCUGUUUGGUAACAUGGAGGGCAUCACCACGGCGGUCAUAGAUGAGUUUCCUGUUUUGCGGAGUGACAUGAAGAAGAAGACUCUUUUUCUCGCUGUGCUCUGCUUUGGAUUCUUUCUUAUGGGCCUACUCCUCAUCACAGAGGGAGGGAUCUACUGGUUCACUCUGAUCGAUUCCUACGCCACCAGCUUCGGCCUCAUCAUCAUCACCCUCUUCAUGUGCAUCGGCAUAUCCUUCUUCUACGGGGUGAACCAGUUCUGCCAGGACAUCAUCGAUAUGAUCUGCAAGUGCCCACCCUGGUGCACCAAGGUGCUCUGGUACUUCAAAGCAUGCUGGGUGUUCUGCACUCCUUUGCUGUUGCUGUUCAUCCUCAUUUACGUUUUCAUUGAGAUGUACAACACCCCUCUACACUAUGGCUCCUAUGAAUACCCCCGCUGGGGAAUGGCACUGGGGGUGUGUAUGGGGACCCUGUGCUGCAUCCAAAUCCCAAUCUGGGCUAUUGUGGCCAUCUGUAGGGAGUCUGGCACACUCAAGGAUAGGUUCAGGAAAUCAAUCCGGCCGUUGAAGACGUGGCGCGUGACCAGUGGCCACCAGUCCGUGACUCCACAGAUGGUGGAAGUGCCAUAUACUGUGAAUCUCACUGACGCUGACUUCACCGCCCAGCAAUGGGAGAACGGGACAAGUGAUGCAUGAGACUUGCAUUGCUGCUGCCAAGUGACUGGAAGCUGGAAGCACUAGGACUUGAUGACUGGUGACGUCACAAUGCCUCGGAGCGUAAGUCACACCAGGCAUUCUAGGCAGACAAUGGUGCAGUGUUUUCAUGCUCCACUUAGUCUCCAAAGUUAACAGGAAGCAACAUAUUUUUUUCAACUUCCGUAAAACAAGAUGUUACAACACAGAACUUUUUGUACCUUUGUCCUUACUGUAUACUCUCCUCCCCAUGUUCAAACACUCACUCCAAACCUCCUUUUCUUGGGUUAAGAAUUAUCCAACAUUUAAAACAGGCCUUUCAUUUAAAGCCAAAUGUUCAACAGACUGCUACUCUAAAGUAGAGUUUAUCAAGUGCCAUGAGCAGCAAUGUUAUUCUGACCUACAGCUGUUGAAAUCUAUGUAAUCUGGUCAGUUGGCUUCAUUGUUAAUAGAUGGACAGAGACUGGUGACUCAGAAUGCAACCCUUCUGCAUUGCAAGAGACCACACUCACAUGUGUAAUGAGGGUUCUAGCAUUCCUUUUUUAUGCAGCUCAAAUAUUUCCGUCCUGGCCCUUGAAUAUCAGUCUUGAGAAAAGCGACCUUUACUCAAAAGUUUUAUUUCUCACAAUGUAGUAAUUCCCUCCUCAUUGCUAAAAUGUUACACAGUACCUAUAUCCUCCUGAUCAAAUAUUCAAGAGAUUUUGUAUCCUGUGUUGAUGUCUUAGUAGUUGCUGUUCUUGCAUACAAAUGCUGUACCAUAUAAGAGAAUGUUUACUGUUAUAAAUGUGUUUUUUGUGUUACUACAAUCAGACUAAGACACCUAGAAAAUGCUCCCUUCUUUUAAUUUUAAGAAGCCCAGUGUAAGUGACAUGCAACAUGACAUUGUUGUUUAGGAGUAAAGGACAUUAUGAAAUGAGUGAUGACCGCAUCGUAUUUUCAGUGGAAACAGGGCCCGCUGUACCUCCCCCACAGAUUAAUAUUUUUAUUUUGAAACGUCACAAGUGCUACAAAGAGCAGGGCAAACAAAACACAGCACUUUACAUUAAAGUGCUCUUCAUGCUGACUUCUGUGUACAUAAAAGCGUUUCUUAAUUUAAUAAACCAUGAUCUGAUGCAUGUGUAUCUGACAUGAGUUGCAUGCUGUGAUUAAAGAGCAGUCUUUUCCAUUUUAGCAGUUAAUAUUGUACUGGAAGUAUUUUUUUGCCUGAAGGACCUCGCACAGUACAGUAUGUAUGCAAUCCUUGUCAUGAAAUACACUGUACAUUCUGAAACGAUACGGUUACAUUGGACUGUCAAAGCAUGUGUGUGGUCAGUCAUUGGUUUAUUAAUGAAAUAUUUGGACUGAAACAAUAAUUCAAUUCCAAUUUAAUUACCAAUUAAUUUUUACGUCAAUUGUGUGAAGUUUGUCUGUAUGUAAUCUAUCUCUGUAUUGGUGUAUUUAUGGGGAUAACAGGUAAAGCUGUGGUUUACACAUGUUUGUACUGCUUUUCUAAAUGUUUACAUUAACAGUAAACUACACUGUUCAGCUAAAACAUAUACUGUACAUAUUGGCUGUGACCAAAUAAUAAAGACUCGUAACCAAGGAG